AUCAACCUCUUCGGCGGAUCCCCGCUUAACAGGCUGUCAUGGCUGAGGCCCUCCCAGAUCUUCCUGGAUGCGGCCUCGACGCUUCCCUCUACGCGAUGGGUUGUGUUUAAUGGUGGGCGACCGCUUGUGUCGGCGCCGCGCGACGCCCUCUCCAAGAUCAGCCUCGCGUACCUCUCCACCUCCGACAGCAAAGACGGUGCCCUGAUCACUAAGCAGGAAGCCACCCACCACACCGAAGCCGCGCGCCACCUCGGCCCGCCGAUCGUCUUCCUUGGGCUCGAGGAGACAGAUGCUCAGUCCGGGAACGCGCUCCCCUCCUCCGACUUUACCGACCCCGCCACCGCUCUCGACAAGCUGCACGGCACGCCCUACUUCGCCCUCGACGUCGGGGACCUCGGGCUGCCCGAGGCGACGCUGCAGGACACCCUCAGCUGGGCGGAGCCGCGCGCGCUGAUGGCAGGCAUGGACGUCUUCGAGGGCGGCGUGUACGCGGAGGCGAGGAGCAUGGUCGACUGGAACUCGCGGAAUAAGUUCUGCCCUGGGUGCGGCGCGCGAACGUACUCGAUGUGGGGCGGGUGGAAGAUUGCGUGCUCGACGUUGCUGCCGUGGGCGGAUAAUGCUGGGCGGAAGCCGUGUCCGACGACGAGGGGCCUACAUAACUUCACUCAUCCGCGGACAGACCCCGUCGUGAUCAUGAUCGCGAUAGACGAGACGGGGGACAAGAUCUUGCUGGGUCGUAACAAGAAAUUCCCUGGCAAAUUUUACUCUGCGCUGGCCGGCUUUAUGGAGCCAGGGGAAAGCUUCGAGGAUGCCGUCGCGCGCGAGAUGUGGGAAGAGGCAGGCGUCAAGGUCUGGAGCGUGAAAUACCACUCUAGCCAGCCUUGGCCUUACCCCGCCAACCUCAUGGUCGGCUGCUACGCGCGCGCCGACGCCUCGCAGCCCUUACGAAUCGACCUCGAUAACGAGCUCGAAGACGCCCGCUGGUACACCCGCGCCGAAAUCUUCGCCAUCCUCAACCAUCCCCGCGGCGCCUACCUCAGCAACCGCGACAACAGGAAGCUGACGGAGCUAGUGGAGGGUCAGCAGCCCAAGUCGCAGACAAAAGCGUCGGAUCCGGCGCAGUCAGGCGCGUCAGACCCACCACAGUCGGGCGCGUCGACGGAGACCCUCGAGGACCCGCCCUUCCAGGUGCCGCCAUACACCGCAAUCGCGGGUGUACUGAUUCGGGAUUGGGCGGAGGGGAAGAUUAGCUAUACGAAGGCGAGUUCAGCGUUGUAG
This is a messenger RNA of Schizophyllum commune H4-8, 1278 nucleotides long. RefSeq lists its product as uncharacterized. The annotation marks the transcript as partial. The record is from RefSeq and is a predicted model, not a curated record. Gene Ontology annotation, molecular function: NADH pyrophosphatase activity. Gene Ontology annotation, cellular component: cytosol. The transcript is spliced from 8 exons. Lineage: Eukaryota; Fungi; Basidiomycota; Agaricomycetes; Agaricales; Schizophyllaceae. Gene Ontology annotation, biological process: NAD+ catabolic process; NADP+ catabolic process.